GAGGCUACAAUUUACAGUCGCGGCCAUUUUGCGAAAUUUGCGCAUUUCAUUUAAGGUGAAAUCAUUCCUUCGGCAAGACGAACUGUAAACAUUGAGUGAAAGCUAUUCGCGCACAAUUGACAAAAUGGAUGCUAAGAAUGAUGUAGCUCUGUCAGAUGACAACCUGGAAGGUGAUUGUGGCAGUGACUUUGGUGAUGGCGCGGCCUUUCCAAGUGAUUGGACUGUGCUAGACGAUGCAGAUGAAGAUGGUGACAUGACAAACAUGACCGUGGUGGAAGAAGUUGGAGACGAGGAUGACAGUGAUAUAGUGAUUGUGGAAGAAAAAACUGUCAUACCUGCUAAGAAACCUGCUCCCAAACCCGCAGAUGUCAAAACUGGACCCAAAACUGACCAAAAGAGCCCAAGCAGUAAAACAGGUGCCGCCAAAGUGGCCGAGAAUAAACCAAAAGGCAAGGCUGAUGAUAAACCUGCUGCAGCGCCAAAAGCUUCAGCUAAACCUGUUGUGAAGACUCCUGAAAAAAAGCCUGCUGUUGAAAAGAAACCAGCGGCUGUCAAAACAUCAGCAGUGGGUAAGAAACCUGCAGUGGUGGAGAAAGUGGUUAAAGAGAAGGCUACUGAUGACGACCUAGAAUCCAUUGAAGGGGAUAUGGGAGAUGAAGACAUGGAAGCAAACAAGGAUGCAAAAGCUGCAGUUAAGUCAAAAAAAAACAAUCUCCCGCCAGAUCAGAAGCUCCACCACAGAAGGGUGAUGAACCCAAAUCUGGAGGGAACGAGGCUAAAAAGACCACCAAAACACAACCAAAACCAACAACACCUUCAAAGAAAGUAACUGAGUCACCGAUAAAGGUAAAGGAAGGCGAUGCUAAGACAGAGGAUGUGAAGGCAAACAAGAGAGCAGAAGCUGAAAUUCAGAGGGAAAAGGCAAAGGAACUGCUUGCUGAUGUGUUCUCUCCAAAUGUGCUCCAGAUGAUGACUGAAAGAACAAGUGAUCUUUCAUCCAAGAUGAAGAUGGCACUGGGAGAUCUUGAAAUUUCUGAUCUGGAUUCAAAGGAAAGGUCAUGGGACCGCACAGCCAAGUGGUAUGUGAAGGUGUCACCUGUUGACCAUGUAGACCUGGCUGAUCUGGGCAUAAAGAAAGCCAUGAACAUUUCCCAGGGCUCUGCAUUUUUCUACAUUGGAAAGGGAAACAAACGUGAAGGACAAAUGAUGUUCCUCUUCAACCAGUACAAGGAUGCGCAGCUGAUUGUCAACAAGCUUGCGUGCAUACCCUUCAAGUCGGAGGUUGUUAAUGUGCAUCUGAAGAGGAAGAAGAGUAAAACCAACACAAUUCCAGAAGUUGGUGAAUUGUCCAUUUAUACCAAGUCUGCCACCAACCUGGCUGUGCCCAUUCGGGGGAAGGAAGCGACUUACGGGAAACCUAUAAAUAGACGAUUACUCCUCCGUAACGUCCCUGUGGGAACAUCAAGAGAGAUGAUUGAAGUCAUGGUGCCCUACACACUUAGUGUAAAGUUCCAGGCAUUGAAGGCUGGAGAGACAACUGGAGUUGCCACAUUGGAGUGUUCAAGCCCAGCAGUGUCGAGGGCUGUGAAGAAAUGUUAUUCAGGCAUGAAGCUUGGCAAACAUGAUCUUGUAAUUCAUAGAGAAGGGACAGAUGAGGAAGAACAAAAAGAAAAAAGUAAUGCAAAGUCUAGGCCUGCCAAUUCCUCUGCUUCAAGUCGGAAAGAUUCCCCUUCGGGGGAAAAGAAAGAUCUCGAUCAGACAAUCGUUCUCACAGAAGUAAUAGCAGAUCAGCCUUAAGUCGUGACCAC
This is a messenger RNA of Haliotis rubra (blacklip abalone), 1808 nucleotides long. RefSeq lists its product as uncharacterized. Lineage: Eukaryota; Metazoa; Mollusca; Gastropoda; Lepetellida; Haliotidae. The transcript has 9 exons. The coding region runs from base 967 to 1797 and encodes 276 amino acids. The record is from RefSeq and is a predicted model, not a curated record.